This is a messenger RNA of Nothobranchius furzeri (turquoise killifish), 3936 nucleotides long. RefSeq names its product nicotinamide phosphoribosyltransferase 1 (gene nampt1). Gene Ontology annotation, molecular function: nicotinamide phosphoribosyltransferase activity. NCBI's taxonomy places the organism in Eukaryota, Metazoa, Chordata, Actinopteri, Cyprinodontiformes, Nothobranchiidae. The record is from RefSeq and is a predicted model, not a curated record. Gene Ontology annotation, biological process: NAD+ biosynthetic process.
AUACGAUCUUGGGCUAUGUCCGAGGGAUUCCGAACAUCACCGAGGGCCCGCCCCUUCCCCCGCCCGGUUCUGUCCGCUUGUCCUUCCCCCUCACUAUCAGGCUGGAGCUUCGGGCACCACGGCGCGCAACACAACACACUGACAGCUGAGACUCAGCCACAACCGAGAGGAGGAAAGAUGGAGCACAGAGACGCUGACUUCAACAUACUGUUAGCGACCGAUUCAUACAAGGUAACACAUUACAAACAGUAUCCCCCCAACACGAGUAAAAUGUACUCUUACUUUGAGUGCCGCGAGAAGAGGACGGAUUCUACCAAAAGCAGAAAAGUCAAGUACGACCAAACUGUAUUUUAUGGCCUUCAGUACAUCCUCCACAAAUACUUAAAGGGAAAAGUAGUGACUCCAGAGAAAAUUCAGGAGGCGAAGGAGGUGUACAGAGAACACUUCCAGGAUGAUGUUUUCAACGAGAAGGGCUGGAAUUACAUUUUGGAGAAGUACGAUGGACACCUGCCCAUUGAAAUCAAAGCGGUGCCUGAAGGAAGCGUCAUCCCUCGAGGCAACGUUUUGUUCACAGUGGAGAACACAGACCCUGAAUGCUACUGGCUGACCAACUGGGUGGAGACUAUCCUGGUUCAGAUCUGGUACCCCAUCACCGUGGCAACCAACUCCAGAGAGCAGAAAAAGAUACUGGCCAAGUACCUCCUGGAGACGUCAGGGAGCUUGGAGGGUCUGGAGUAUAAACUCCACGACUUCGGCUACAGGGGUGUGUCAUCUCAAGAGACUGCUGGUAUUGGAGCUUCGGCCCAUUUGGUUAACUUCAAGGGAACAGACACCGUCGCCGGGAUCGGAGUCAUUAAGAAGUACUACGGUACCAAGGACCCGGUUCCGGGCUUCUCAGUGCCAGCUGCAGAGCACAGCACCAUCACAGCGUGGGGGAAGGACCAUGAGAAAGAUGCCUUUGAGCACAUCGUGAAGCAGUUUCCCAACGUCCCCGUGUCGAUAGUCAGUGACAGCUACGACAUCUACAACGCCUGUGAGAAGAUCUGGGGGGAGGACCUACGGGCGCUGAUAGAGACUCGCAGCGCCGAUGCUCCGCUGGUCAUUCGACCGGACUCUGGAAACCCGCUUGACACAGUUCUGAAGGUUUUGGAGAUCCUGGGUAAGAAGUUUCCUGUUCAGGAGAACUCUAAAGGGUACAAAGUUCUGCCCCCGUACAUCCGAGUCAUCCAAGGAGACGGGGUGGACAUCAACACGCUGCAGGAGAUAGUGGAGGGGAUGAAGCAGCACCGGUGGUCCAUCGAGAACAUCGCCUUCGGAUCCGGAGGGGCUCUGUUGCAAAAACUGACCAGAGAUCUGCUCAACUGCUCGUUCAAGUGCAGCUACGUGGUGACCAAUGGACUGGGGGUGAACGUGUUCAAGGAUCCUGUGGCCGACCCCAACAAGAGGUCAAAGAAAGGUCGCUUGUCUCUGCACCGGAAAUCCAACGGAGAUUUUGUCACUCUCGAGGAGGGCAAAGGAGACCUGGAGGAGUACGGCGAGGACCUUCUGCACACCGUCUUUUAUAACGGCGAGAUUGUGAAGACGUACACAUUCGAUGAUGUCAGAGACAAUGCAAAGCUCAAAGAGUGCGAGCUUGAGGAGCUGUUGCACUGAGUGCAGUCUUCCUGAACCCCACCCACCUCCACCACCAUACUCUCCCCUUUGAAUCUUUCACCUCUUUGCCUCCAACAUGGCCGUAAACGAAGGACGUGUGCGCACUAAUAGACCCCACUUCCAAAUUCUCCGAAUCCCUCGAAAUGCUAAUGACAGAUUUGUCCCUAAAUUUAUCACAGGGAAUAAAGAAGGAGUCAGAUCCUGUUAGAAAGCGAGCAGUUGCACCUUUGGACUCCAGCGUGUGGCGCUGCUGCAGUAGGAAGAGUAAACCGGCCGGGUCCUGACUGAAAGUAUGAAGCCACACCAUCUGUGAUCGUCUGUGUGUUCUGUAGAGCUGCUCCUCCUACACAUCUCAGUCCACUUAUCUGUGUCUUCUGUGUGAAGGAAGAACGUGCUGAUUGUGUUAGACUGCCGUGCACUUGAUCAUCAUCAUUAUAGUAAUAUAUCUUCAGCUUGGUAGCAGGUGAUCAUAACAGGUUGUGAAAUGAUCCCUUUUUUUGAUUGGUCUGAUAUUCUGCCAAAACAAAUUCUAGCUAAAGGUUUUUGUAUGAUCACGUCUUUGCCAUUAACUCGCCCAGAGUGCAUUUACGCCUCAAAAUCACUCGUUUUCUUUGUUUUUCGCUUCUCGGAUCCGUUUGUGAUGUUUAAAAUGUUCGAUUUCAAAUUGUUAGCUAGAAAAUAUUAAAUUAUAGCGUUUGUAAUUAGAUGAUUGAAGGACUCACUUUGUUGUUGUUUCUGGGAUCGGAGCUUUUAUGAAGGGGAAUUUUUCCGUGAAAGACCAAGAGAAUAUAUAUAUAAACAAAUCAUCUCAUAAGUCAUCCUCACUGGAAUGAAGAUGAUCGUGUGUUUAAUGUCUGUUCUGAUGUGUGUGUGUGUGUGUGUGUGUGUGUGUGUGUGUGUGUGUGUGUGUGUGUGUGUGUGUGUGUGUGUGUGUGUGUGUGUGUGUGUGUGUGUGUGUGUGUGUGUGUGUGUGUGUGUGUGUGUGUGUGUGUGUGUGUGUGUGUGUGUGUGUGUGUGUGUGUUCUGACAUUAUGUUUCUUUAAAGGAUUGUGUUUGUUGUUGAUGGAUGGAUUAGAGAAACACUUUUUUAUUAUUUACUUUUCUGGCCUUCGAGUCUCCAGGACAAGCUCGGUGGUGGGUGUGGUCUCGUUUUUGGGAAGCUAACAUGUUCUCAGCAUCACUGCCUUAACUCACGCUCAGCUAGCUGUCAGGAUGAGGCGAUAUUCCCGGUUUGUCCCUGUGGAUGUGUUAAUUCAUGCCUUUUGGGAUUGUUUAUCCUGUUUUGGGGGCUUUUUGCUUCAUCUGCGUGUUUCAGAGGAGUUGGGAGCUGGUGACAUCAGAGAAAUCUUUCCAUUCACAAUUUGUACGAGUUGAUCACCGAUUAUAAAGAUUCUGACUUAUCUUUAGGUGGGUUUUGGUGAGAAUGGAAUAGCAGCAUGUUAGCCGGGGUGGAGCGUGUUAGCAUUCACGUCACAGCUCAAGGCAGACGUGUUAAAGCUUCAAGGUGAUAAUUUAUUCACAGACAUCCGUUGCAUCACUUCUUCCCCUCAGCAGCUCUGAUAUCCACCUCGUGCUUCCUGCUUGUAGGGAGACACCCGUCUCUCUCUCGCUCUCUCUCUCCUCUUGUCUCUGAUCAGAAACACACAAGCCAGUAAAGACCACAGCUUCUCACAUUUCCUUUGCCAUCAGUUUUUGCUGCUCUUUUGUCUCAUAACUUGUGGUUCUAACUCAUGUCCCCCCUUUUUUCCCACAUAUUGGGUGCAUUUAGUACAAUCUUGUUUUGGUAUUUUGAUACUGUCUCGGUUCUUACCUCAGAUUAAUCUUGUUUUGUAUGAGAAAGGAGAGAACAUGGUGAGAAACAACACUUUAAAUCUGUUUCCUUGAAAACGGCGAGGCCAUACUUCCUUCUCACUUGUACAUAAAACAGGAAGUUGGAGAACAGAGGGCAGGUUUAGGGAGGAUCUUAUUAGAUAAUGUUAUUUUUGCCAGAAUGACCGUUUUUGUACCAACAGAAAAUCUAAAAGCGUUUGACGAAGGUGGCGUGACCAAGGUCAAGCGUUUGUGUGUGUGUGUGUGUGUGUGUGUGUGUGUGUGUGUGUGGAAGAGUGUUGUCCCGUGUGAACGCCUUGUUGUGUAAAGGAUGAAAAAUGUUUGUGGAUACUUUUAUUUCCUUCAACUGUAUGUAUAUGUUGGUUGUUCCAAAUUCUUUCCCAACAUGGAUAUUUUAACGAGCAUAACUUGCUAUAUUGUCAACAGUACAUUGAUUAAAAUGCCACUCUGUCA